This is a messenger RNA of Poeciliopsis prolifica (blackstripe livebearer), 2324 nucleotides long. Its product is annotated as basement membrane-specific heparan sulfate proteoglycan core protein. The record is from RefSeq and is a predicted model, not a curated record. Bases 109 to 1887 code for a protein of 592 amino acids. The transcript is spliced from 17 exons. Lineage: Eukaryota; Metazoa; Chordata; Actinopteri; Cyprinodontiformes; Poeciliidae.
UUUUCACUGAAGUUAUCACCUUGGUGUUCUGCUGCUUCUUCCUGCUGAUGCUGGCAGUGGCCUCCGCCUGCCUGUUCAAGAUGCUGGCUCGCUCCCCAGCUCCUACCAAUGUUUCUGCAGCUAACACAAUACCGUUUCAUCUCUCUGAGUCGGAGUCUCGGGCGGACACUUUGUCCCAUGAUGUCCACAACCAGAUCGCUGAAAUCACAAUGUGAAAACCUCAGAGGAGAUCCUGAUUCAUGCUCAUCAUUAUUUAUUUAUAAAUUUCAACGGCCGCUUAUUCCCUCCGAUUUCACACCAUUCAAAGCCUCCCGCUGCGUGAACGACUUCGACAUGUUUGCGUCUGUGUUUUUGGUCAUCCUGGGGCUGUACUGCUGCACAAAAGAGAGCAGUCAAAUCCAACUGGACCAGCCACGACUCUACGGCCCCUCGCAAGCUUUGGUAGGAGAUAUCAUUAACCUUGAGUGUGAAAUUCCCCGUUCAGAAAAUGAUGAAACAAUUCUUCUGACAUUAUACAGGAAGGAUGACCGUCAACUUGGAGACUACACCCUCCUGGCCGGGGAGGAGAAGGGAACCUUUCUCCAGGUGAUCAAAGCUGAUCAUGAGGGCUUCUACGUGUGUGUCGCCAGCGCUCAAAACAACACUGAGAUAAACGAGACCGUCAGCGAAGCAUACUUCUUAAGGGUCAUUGCGCCAGUCGUCAGCGCUGAGAUUGUUUACACGGGUCCAGCAGAGAUCUAUGAGGAAACCAAGCUGGAGCUGCACUGCAAAGUUGCAUCUGGAAAUCAUGUUUCCUACGACUGGUUUCUCAAUGGGCUCCUCGUCUCUCCGUCUCCUGUCCACUGGAUCGGAGGCAACCGGUUAAUAGUCACCAGAGUGUCCUCCAAAGAUGGCGGCUCCUACAUGUGUCAGGCUAAAAACGUCUUCAACGAAACGAGAUGGUUCACCUCCAACAGCUCAGACCUCGCUAUCACAGUCAAAGGUCUGGUGUCGACCCCUGACAUCUCAUUCACCGUGGUGAAGGAGGACGAUGACAGCUAUUCAGCCAGCAUCACCUGCCAGUCUGAGAGAGGCGAUCCGCCUAUAAGCUUCUCGCUCUACAUGGGCGACGAGCUGAUGGUCAGGGAGAACGUUUCGGAGAGACACGCCACGUUCAGUCUUCCAGUGGUCCUGGGCCAGCACUCUGGAUGGCUGCAGUGUCAGGCCAGGAACGGGAACCAGACUAAAUACAGUCGAUGGUUGCCUCUCGAAGUUGUGUCAGUCGCUGGCCCAGUGACGGUCCAAUCUGAAUACGACAUGGGAAAUAACUAUGCCGUCAUUGGCCUGAGGCUCUACUGCAAGGCGGCAGCGGGAACUCACCCACGUUUCCAGUGGUACCUCAACCAGAGGCCUCUACGUGAGCAGGGAAGCUUCUUCUAUGUGGUGGAUCUGCCGCCAGAACAGUCCGUCCUUCUGCUGGCCGUGGGGAGUCGGAGCUCUGGAAAGUACCGCUGCGAAGUGUGGGACAGCUUCGACAACAGCACGGUCAUGAGCAGCAAGGGGCUUUAUGUGGACAAAGAAGUGCUGAAUCGCCUUCCAACCUUAGUGGUGGCUGUGGUCUUCAGCUGUUUCGGGAUUUUGAUUUUCCUGGUGUUGUUUUGUUGUCUGUCAGGAGUCGUCUUCAGGUGGAAACAGUCUCAACAGAAGUCAGAGUCGAGUUUUGCGAUGGACGAAAGACUUGUUGUAUCUGAGAACGAGAUGGACUGGACAGAGUACAACGAGGACCCCGAUGUGGCGAAAGCACCAAGAGAGGACGAACUUUAUCAGGAAGCUGAAGCCUCUGAGGACGAAUGGCCUGAGAUCCAGCAGGAGACGCUGGACAAUGAAGCCGAUGAAGACUCAAACUGAACUCUACACUAAAAUGGCCUGCUGCCAUUUUAGUGUAGAUAUUUGUGGUAAUAGUUUUAGCAAACAUAAUGUUUUUAUAAAAAAUAAGCAGUGUCUUUUAGUCAAAUAUCUUGGACUCUUUUAGAUUUUGUAACACACCAGCUUACUUAAUUGGGAUAUUACACAAUACUACAUCAAAAAAAAAAAAAAAAUCACUUUCUCACCAUUUGUAACUGUGCUUUGCUGUUGAAAUUCCCUGAAACCUGAAUCAUUUUCUGAAUGUGCACACCAACCAGUGUUGUGCAACUAACAUUUAGUUAAACAUGUUGAAACUGAACCAUCCAUGUUCAUAGUUCAUCAUCUCAAGACUGUUAACCAGGUUCACAGUUGGUCACUGCAUUUGAACUCCCCUGUUGUUGUUGAAACACGCCACACAAAUAAACUUGACUCGACACAAA